Messenger RNA from Ictidomys tridecemlineatus (thirteen-lined ground squirrel), 5639 nucleotides. Lineage: Eukaryota; Metazoa; Chordata; Mammalia; Rodentia; Sciuridae. The record is from RefSeq and is a predicted model, not a curated record.
AAACUUAUGAUCCUCCUAUCUCAGCCUCUCCUGUCUAUGGGAUUACAGGCGUGAGCCCCUGUGCCAGGCUGGACAUAUGUUUUUAUUUCUCCUGGAUAGGUACCUACUAGUGGGAUUGUGUCAAUAGAAUCAGUGUGUAACUUUUAGAGUCACUGAAGGACUAUUUUGCAAAGGGUCCAGUUGCAUGUGAGGUACCUGUGAGAUGUCUGGGGAGGGGAAUCACCAAGUGACUGCAGCCUUGACUUGUACAUAGGCUUCUUGAGUAUACGAUUUUUAUUUUGUUCAUUUGCCUAUUUUUGCCUAGACAGUGCUUGGCGCACGAUAUGGACUCUAAACAUAAAUGUUUGUUGAACAAAUAAAUGGAUGUGCAGAACUGAACCUUGGGAAGAGCACAGAUCUGGAGACAGAAAUCUGGGGACAACAAAAUUCCAGAUGUCACGUGUCUUUGACAGCUCACACAGGGCUCUCCCACAACUGAGAAUGGAAGCCAGGGAAAGGGUGUGGCUGGACAGGGAAAGGAAACAAGUGAAGGAGGACCAGAGACAGUGGCAAUAAGAGAUUUUCGGGUUUUUUUAAAAAUAUUUUAUUAGUUGUUAACAGAUAUUAAUUUACUUAUAUGUGGUGCUGAGGAUCAAACCCAGUGCCUCACAUGCUAGGCAAGCACCCUACCACUAAGCUACACUCCCAGUCCGAGAUUUUAGUUUUAAUGAUUUCUGCUGUGCCAGACUCUGAGCUCAUUUCCUUAAUGAGAACUCACAGAAACUUCCCCCAAUUACCUACAUGCCUUUACUUCAGGGGCCCACCCCAGGGCUGAGUACAUGGCUUCGAUAAAUAUUUGUUGAAUGAACAGCAUCUUUGAGGUAGUGCCGUCACCUCUGCUUUAUGGAGAAAAUCAGGGCUCAGAGAAGUUUAGUCUAUAGGCUGAAGCAACACAGCUGAUAAAAGGCAGGGUUUUUAUGGGAACCUGAGUCAAUCACCAUUUCCUCUUCUACCAGAAGAGAAGCUGGAGAAGAGAGCCCCAAGAGAGGUGGAAAAAUUGGGAAAGAUUAUUUCUGGAAGGGGAGGAACUUCUGAAGGUGCCAGUGUCUUUGGUUUCAGACCCCCUUGGUGGCCUUCUCAGGGUGGUGACCACAGGCCAGGUCAAGGCAUGGCUGUGGAGGGGCAGGCCUGGCGCCAUGGUCAUUCUAUUAUUACCAGAACUGAGGUCGUUAAUGCCAGAGUUGACUUUUCCUUUUGACCCCCAAGACCAGCAGCCCCAGGGGCAGACAGAGGAAACUCUGCUUUCGUUGCAGCUUGCAACCUGGCCCGCCUCCUGGGAAUCGCGUUGGCGCCAGUGUGGCUCAGUGGAGGGGAGCAGAGCCUGGGAGCCACCUCCUGCCUGGCCUCAGUUUCCCCAUCUACCAUGUGGGGAGCUGGUAUUGGGCAAAAAGAGAAAUACCGUUGGGAUGUUGGGAUGUGGCGCCCAGAGGGAAGCCAGUGACUUUUCUGCAGGAGGGUUUAGAAUAGGGAGCAGCUCCCCCAUCCUCUACAACAGCUCCUUCAAGUUUGGGUGCAGAGCCAGAGGCCUUCCUAGGGGAAGGCUCAAAGGAGGGUGGGUGAGUGACGUCCCUUCUUCCUGAUGCUGCUGGAGGCAGUGUUCCGGCUCAGGACGUUAUUGGAGGGCCUUUGUCAUGCCUCACCUGAUGCAGUCUGAGACCUGCAGGGGGCAGCAGUGACCAUGCUUAGACUUGGCCAGGAGUGGGGGAUGUCGGGGAGAAGCUUGGUGCUGAUGCAGGCUGGAAGAGGGAUUUGGAGAAGGAAGGAUGCACUGUGUGGGGACAGGAGGGACCUUGGUGAGCUGCCUCACUGGAACUGAGAGCCCUGGAGGUUCUGUGACCAGGCUUGAGCUCUGGGGAACAGGAUGGGCUUGUAGAGGGCCUGAGCUUGCUUGACAGAGGUGAGCUUGACAGGUGAGGGACGGAGGAGACAUAACACAUCUACCUCCAGGUAGACUCAGGUUUUCCUGGAAGUACACAGCUACAUACUCUAACGGGUCUCUCUCAGAUGCACGCACACAUCCACACAGUACCCUCACUCCUGGAGAGAAGCAUCAUCCAGAAACCAAACUCAACCUGGUUUACAUAAAGGCAGGGAACUGAUCAGCUUAUGCAACUGAACAGACCUUCAGUAGAUUUUUCCCAAGUGUGCUUCAGGCCUGCUGGAUCCAAGUCUAAAACAACAUUGCCAGGAAUCUGUCCCUCUCCAAUUCCCGUCUCAGCCUUCCUCAAAGGUGGCUUCAUUUUCAAGGUUGCUCUUUCUUUGAAGCAGCCAAGAUGACUUUGAGGUUUUGAUCUUGCUUCCACCCUGCUUAGUCACCGGGCAGAGAGGGUAUUUCUUUCCCAAUAAUUCUCCCCCUGAAUCCUGGCUUCAUUGCUGAUACUCCCCUGGGCACAUGCCAUCCAUCACUGCUGCCAGGGAGAUGAAAUAUUGAUUGGUGAGUGUUGGUCAUGUGCCCACCCCUGGGGCUUGGAGGGAGGUCAGUCUCACCCAACCUCUCAGACUAAGAGUGUCAGCCCAAAGGGACAGUGGUUCUCAACUUUGGGAUUGGAAGGCCAGAACCUCCUCCCAAAAAACUGGGAGACCUCCAGCCUGAGCCACAAGGGCGAGGCUAGGGGGCUGAAUUCUUUAAGCCCUUCAGAGGGUCACCUCCCCAUACACUUCCCCCUCCAGGGGAUCCCAGCCUGGCUGAGAUGAUUAUGAUGAUGAUGAUGACGACGUCGAUGAUGAUGAUGAUAACAAAUAUUAAUAAUAAUGUCUAUAUAGCUUUUAUUCUGUAGCAGUCCCCAGUGUUUUUCAUGCUUGACUCAUCUAACACAAAUUACAAGCACUAUUAUUAUUCCCGUUUUGCAGAGGAGGAAGGGGAGGCACAGGAGGACUGGAUAGCUUCCCCAAAUCACACAGCCAAUGAGGAGUGGAGCUGGGGUUCAAAUCCAGGCCACUGGACACCAGUGGGCAGACUCAGAGCCAUCAGGCUGUGUCAGGCACAGCACAGGAAAGGAGGGGCAUUCUGGGACAGAGGAUUGGAGGUCCCAAGGGGUGGCCCACAGGCACACCCUGCUCCUGGAAUCUGGAAGGCCUCCUCCCUGGGAUGCUCUGAAAAGAUGGUGGAACUUCAGGCUCAGGCCAGCAGGGGAUGGCAGGUGGGCUGUUCUGCCUCCGGUCCAAGAGCUUCUGAAGCAGAGAGUGGCUCAGAGAGGCAUCUGGGGAGGGCAAACAGAAAGCCAUGACACAUCCAGCAGGUGCCAGAAAGGAGAGAAGCCCACAGAGCCGCCUGCCAUCCUUGAAUGGCCCAUUCAGCUCUGGUCCAGGACCAUAAGUCCCCUGUGUCCCUGCAGGUGGGUAUUUGUGUACGAGAAGGGCUACCAGACCUCAGGGGGCCUCAUCAGCAGUGUGUCUGUGAAGCUCAAAGGCCUGGCCGUGACUGAGCUCCAGAGCAAACUCCAGGUCUGGGACCAGGCCGACUACGUCUUCCCAGCACAGGGGGACAACUCCUUCGUGGUCAUGACCAAUUUCAUCAUGACCCCCCAGCAGGCUCAAAACUACUGCGCAGAGAACCCCGAAGGGGGCACAUGUAAGAACAAUAGUGGCUGUACCCCUGGGAAGGCAAAGAGGAAGGCCCAAGGCAUCCGCACGGGCAAGUGUGUGGCCUUCAACAGCACUGUGCAGACGUGUGAGAUCUUUGGCUGGUGCCCCGUGGAGGUGGAUGACAACAUCCCAAGCCCUGCCCUUCUCCGAGAGGCCGAGAACUUCACCCUCUUCAUCAAGAACAGCAUCAGCUUUCCACGCUUCCAGGUCAAGAGGAACAACCUAGUGGAGGAGGUCAAUGCCAGCUACAUGAAGACUUGCCUCUACGACAAGAAGCUGCAUCCUCUGUGCCCUUUAUUCAACCUCAGCUACAUAGUGCAGGAGUCUGGCCAGGAUUUCAGUAGCCUGGCUGUCAAGGGCGGGGUAGUCGGCAUCACCAUCGACUGGGACUGUGACCUGGACUGGCACAUACGACACUGCAAACCCAUCUACGAGUUCCAUGGGCUAUAUGGGGAGAAAAAACUGUCUGAAGGCUUCAACUUCAGGUUUGCCAGGCACUAUGUAGAGAAUGGGACCAACCGCCGUCACCUCUUCAAGGUGUUUGGGAUUCGCUUUGACAUCCUAGUAGAUGGCAAGGCCAGGAAGUUUGACAUCAUCCCUACAAUGACCACCAUUGGCUCUGGGAUUGGCAUCUUCGGGGUGGCCACCGUACUCUGUGAUCUGUUGCUACUUCACAUCCUGCCCAAGAGGCACUACUACAAGCAGAAGAAGUUCAAGUAUGCUGAGGACAUGGGGCCAAAGGCGGGUGAGCAUGACCCAGCAGCCACCAGCUCCACCUUGGGCCUGCAGGAGAACAUGAGGACCUCCUGACCCUGAGCCCUUGACUCCUGACUGGAUGCAGCACUUGGCCUUGGGCUGGGGCCCUGGUGGGUCCCAGCCAAGGGCAGAAGGGUCUCCCAUGCAGUGUCCUACCCUCUUAGCCAAACAGAUACCAUUUACCAGCAGCUUAGGAUAGACCUGUGCAGUUUAGGACUCUGGCUCCAACUCUGUACCCCCCUACCCCAAGAAAGCCCCACUCCAGUCUCAGUCAUUCCUGGUCGAAAAAGCCUGGGGAUCCUCACACAUUGGUACCCCAGCUUUGUGCUUAUCUCUUGGGGCCCUCAUUGUCCGUCCUUCUGCCUCAAUUUCUCUAGAUCUGUGUCCUCCAAUAUGGCAGUCACUAGCCACAGGUGACUAUUUAACUUUAAAUGAAUUAAAAUUCAAUAAAAUAAAAAAAAUUCAAUUCCUCAAUGGAACGAGUCACAUUUCCACUGCUUGGUAGACACACGUGGCCAGUGACUGCCAUGUUGGACAGUGCUUGUCACUGAUGAAAGUUCUGUCAGACAGGUGUGCUCCAGGCCUAUUUCUGCCUGGCCUCAGAUUUCCCUGGGGAGAAUAUUGACAAUGCAGGUGCCUGGGUCCACCCCAGACUUCCUGAACCGGAAACUCCCAUGCUGGCCACAAUGAUCUGUGUUGGUAGCAAGCAUCAAGGACAUUUUGGGACCUACAUUUAAGAACUGCUGUCUUAGCAUUUUUUGACUCCGAGCUCUUGAUUGGGACCGGGGUCUGCACCAACUGGCAGGUAUGGACACUGAGCAGGGUUUCAGACACCCUCAGCAAGUGUGUAGUGUGUUCACGUGCCACACAGUGAUUCACGCACACACCCCCGUGUGCAUGCACACCUACCUACAUGUACACGGCCCUCAUGUACACACCACCCACAUGCACACAGCCCUGUGUUUGAACAGCUUGGGGCCCUGCAAACACAACCAUCUGACACACCUACACCCUCAAGCAGAGACACAUGAUCCAUGCUGUGUCACCUCCAUGGGGAAAUGCUUCUUCCCUAGUGUGUCAGGCCAGGACAUCCCUUCUAGCCACAAAUCCUUACUCAGCUACCUCGGGCUGGAAUGGGAGCCUAAGCUGAAUCCUGGGCUCCUUGCCCAUGGCCAACUCCAGCUCCCACGGCCUCCCUGGCUCUGUCAGAACACAAGGUCUGGGAAAAGUGAGGGGUGGAGUACAAUAAAAGGAAUGAG